UUUGUGUUUAAUUUUACUUUGCCUUUAUUUUUUCACGAGUAGCACGUCUCUUUGUGUACGACCGACAAACCUUACUGGACAUAAGAGAUGAACUUUCUCAUCACUUUCCGGAGUUCAAGUUUUGCAACACGGACCCUCUGUUUGCAGACCCCCCAUUCAUCUCACCUGAGAUGCCUUUGUUCUCUGGCCCAGGAGGCCGCAAACGCCGACGCAGAGGGAGAAGAUCUGGCGUUCUGAUUCUACUGAGACGGCGCACUAACAGACCACCGUUACCCAGUUUAUUACUGGCUAAUGUGCAGUCUCUGGAGAACAAGCUGUGCGAGCUUCGGGCAUGGAUCUCAUUCCAGCGAGAGAUGCGGGACUGCUGCGUGAUCUGCCUCACAGAAACCUGGCUAUCGGACAAGGUACCAGACUCCGCAAUACAACUACCGGGGUUCUCUGUGCACCGCGCGGACAGGUCACAGGAUCUUACUGGGAAAAGCAGAGGCGGUGGUGUGCGUUACAUGAUCAACAACAGCUGGUGUGAUUAUGCGAACGUGCACCCGGUCAAAUCCUUCUGCUCACCGGACCUGGAGUACCUGAUGAUUAAGUGCCGGCCAUUCUGGCUACCGAGGGAAUUUACAGCAGUGAUUAUUACGGCUGUUUACAUUCCCCCACAAUCCGACACUGACCGAGCACUCAGGGAACUGUACAGCGCGAUCAGCAGUGAGGAAACCGCACACCCAGAGGCGGCGUUUAUCAUGACCGGGGACUUUAACAAAGGAAACCUGAAGAAAGUUUCACCAAAACUCCACCAACACAUCCAUUUCAACACUCGUGGAGACCGGCUACUUGACCACUGCUACACCUCUUUCCGGGAUGCAUACAAAGCCCUCCCCCGCGCCCCAUUCGGCCAAUCAGAUCACUGCUCCAUCCUGCUCCUGCCCGCCUACAGGCAGAACCUGAAACAGGAAGCUCCAACCCUGAGGGCGGUGCACCGUUGGUCGGACCAAUCGGAGUCUACGCUGCGGGACUGUUUUGAUCACACGGACUGGGAAAUGUUUCAUGUGGCUGCUAAUGACAUUGAUGAGUACACAGACUCA
This is a messenger RNA of Oreochromis niloticus (Nile tilapia), 1082 nucleotides long. RefSeq lists its product as uncharacterized. The record is from RefSeq and is a predicted model, not a curated record. The transcript is spliced from 2 exons. The annotation marks the transcript as partial. Lineage: Eukaryota; Metazoa; Chordata; Actinopteri; Cichliformes; Cichlidae.